AUGAUGGAUGAAGUUAAACAAUGGAGUGAUGAAAAUAAUAAAUAUUUAAUUAGUCAUACAAUAAUACAUAAUCUUCUACUUAUGGGGAAAACUCGAACAGGAAAAACAACAAUUGCUAAAGUACUCGAAAAGCCUUAUUAUGUUCCACCUGAUCCAAAUAUUCAUUCCGAAACACAACAAGUUACUAUUCAUCCUGUUGCAAUAACAUCAAUUCAUAAUAAUAUUAUUUAUUGUUUUAAUAUAAUUGAUACACCUGGAAUGUUUGAUAAAGUUAGAAAACGAAAUAAACCAUUAACAAAUGAACGAAUAAAAAGAGCUAUUAACAAAUGUAUGGAAGAAGAUGUUACAAAUAUACAUUUAUUUGCUUUUGUUAUUAGUUUACAAACAAAUGUUGAUAUGGAAGAUAUUGAUUCGAUGAUAUUUGUUAGAGAAAAUUAUACUUUUUUACAUGAAUUUAUUUGUUUAAUUGUAACACAUUGUGAAGAAACAAAUUGGCAACAAAGAGAAGAGAAAAUAAAUGAAUUUUUUCAAUCUGAACAAGUUGCUAAACAUCAUUUGAAAGAUUUUUUUGGAAAAAAAAUAUUCUUUAUGGGUUCAUUACGUCCAGAAUUAACAACUCAUCCAAAUAAACAAUCUGUUCGUCAACAAAUUAAAAAUGUUCAUGAAAUGCGUGACAUUUUUAUUGAUUAUAUCAUUCAUUUAGAUACUAAUCAUGCUUUUAAUAUUCAUCAUGUUCCUAUGUAUAAUACUUGUCAUCUUUUAUAA
Molecule: messenger RNA, 765 nt
Organism: Rotaria sp. Silwood1
Lineage: Eukaryota; Metazoa; Rotifera; Eurotatoria; Philodinida; Philodinidae
Source: the annotation of a GenBank genome assembly